UUCGGUAUGCUGCGACGACCGUUGGCACUCGACGACUACGCCUCUGCAAUUCCGCAGAUAAUUCUUUCAUCUUCCGACUCCGAGUUCUUAGACCAACUGAUACCUGUACUGAAAGAUGCCGCCACCUCUAACCGCACACCAGCUUUGGUACAAGGCCUAGGCCGAUAUUCCGAUGAACGAGAGGCCGACAUUGAACGGAUCGGUCUGACGAAACAUGAAGAGUUCCUCGAUUCGGUCAGCCGGCUGCAGCAAGUUCGAGAGGGGACAGUGGCCCUGACAGGCGAGAUCCUCAAGCUCAACCAGUCUAUUCAAUCUAGCACUGAAAAGCUAGCAGAGCAAAAAGGCGCGCUCGUCAACACAAAAGCUGUUCGCCAAAAUAUAUCGGAUGCGUCAAAUGCCUUGAAGGAGUCACUAGGGAUCUUGCAUGCGGUCAAUCAUGCUCACGAUCUCGUUCGUCGCAAGAAGUAUUACUCAGCUCUCAAGUCUUUGGAUGAUUUGCAGAACGAACACCUUGUGCCAAUACUUCAGAAUCGAUAUGCUACACAAAACCGCCUGGCCGAUGUGAUUCAAAAGUCCAUUCCGGCCUCUCAGAAGGGUAUUUCGGAAGCUGUCAUGAGUGACUUAAAUACCUGGCUGUUUCGAAUCCGCGAAACUUCCCAAUUCCUUGGUGAAGUGGCCUUUUACCACACGGAGAUGCGAAGAACAAGGCAGAGGAAGAGGGUUGAGGAAGAUAACUUCCUUGGAAAAUUUAAACUCAACUCGCCAAUCGAGCUAGUAUGCGACGAAAGCGAAGAGUUCGAUGUCCUUGACAACGACGAGGUCCAAGUCGAUUUCACCCCUCUUUUCGAAGCACUGCAUAUCCAUGAUGCUCUUGGUCAGAGUGAGCGAUUCCGAUCAGAAUACGCUGCCACAAGAAGACAGCAGAAAGAUCUAUUGCUCCCCACCUCAGUCAGUCUUCUCUCCGAGGAUGAAUCUUCCCUCAGCAGCCUACUUGAAGGUAUUGCUGGUUUUGCCAUCAUCGAGAAAGCAACCGUGCGCCGCGCUCCCCAACUGCGCUCGACAGCAGAUGUGGAGGAGCUUUGGGAGUCAAUGUGCACCGCUGCUAUUAACCUGACCUCGAAAGCUCUAGGCGAGGUUAAUAAUGCAGAGGUACUUCUCAAGAUCAAGACGUUUAUCUCCCUAUUCAUUCAAACUAUGGAGGGCUGGGGAUACUCUGUCACUACACUGGACGCGUUUUUACUGGAGCUUUUCGACAAAUAUGCAGAGCUUCUGAAACGGAGAUUCAGCGAAGAUUUUCAAGAGCUCAAGAUUGUAUUCACGGACGAUUACAUGCCGAUGGCCAUUAAUACCCUCGAGGAAUACGAGAAAGUCGUCAACGUUAGCUGGUUCUCCCAAGAUAAAGAAGCAGGCGAGCUCACGUUUCCUUGCGUGUUGCCUUUCUCGCAGAUGUAUCCCCUGUGCUGUAUCGAUAUACGAAAUUUCCUCAACCAGUUCUACUUUUUCUCCGACGACCACUUCCAACACCCCGAUGUCAUCGACGACACCUUGAAAAAGUCUCUAGACGAGCUUCUGACGGAAAAAGUCUGCCGCUCCCUGGUCGACCGACUGAGCUCUCAAUAUUUGGGUCAAAUUGUACAGAUCCUUAUCAACUUGGAGCAUUUUGAAACGGCGUGUCAAGAACUCGAACAGCUUUUGAUCCGAGCCAGAUCGUCGUCCUCCGCAGGCGGGCCGUUGAAGUUGAAUGCCACUGAAGAAUUCAGGAACAACAAGAAGACAGCAGAGAAGCGCAUCUUUGAGUUGGUCAACUCCAAAAUUGAUGACCUUGUGGACACUGCAGAAUACGAUUGGACCCCAAGUGCAGUCACGUCUGAGCCCAGCAACUAUAUGCAGACUUUGACUCGAUAUUUGUCAAACAUCAUGAAUUCCACGCUCCUCGGCUUGCCCAGAGAGAUAAAGGAGCUGAUAUAUUUUGAUGCUCUGAGUCACGCUGCAAAUAAGAUACUAGCUUUACCCCUCUCCCCGGAUGUGAAGCACAUCAAUGCUCACGGUGUUGCGGCACUCGCGCAGGAUGCGCAGUACCUGACAGAAUUCGUGGAUAGCCUCGAGAACGGGCAGAUGCUCCGAGAGAACCUUGACGAGCUGCAGCAGACCAUCAACCUUAUGCAAUCCGACAAUCAUGAAGAGUUCUUCGAUGUAUCAACGCGCAAUAAGAAGUAUGGGCGGGUGGAUGCUCUUAAUGGGCCAAUACUCCUGGAGAAGUACGUUUCAUCAAAUACAAUAACCAUGAACAGUAUGUGCUAA
Molecule: messenger RNA, 2301 nt
Organism: Geosmithia morbida
Lineage: Eukaryota; Fungi; Ascomycota; Sordariomycetes; Hypocreales; Bionectriaceae
Product: exocyst complex component 6
Exons: 9
Biological process (GO): intracellular protein transport; Golgi to plasma membrane transport; exocytosis
Cellular component (GO): exocyst; membrane
Source: RefSeq, a predicted model, not a curated record